This is a messenger RNA of Porites evermanni, 951 nucleotides long. NCBI's taxonomy places the organism in Eukaryota, Metazoa, Cnidaria, Anthozoa, Scleractinia, Poritidae. The record is from the annotation of a GenBank genome assembly.
AUGGAAAAUUCGCUUUUCAUCUUACAAUGCGUAUUCCCUGCCUGUUUAUCAGUUACCACAGUCGCGUUCAAUGCAGUAGCGAUUCUUGCUUUAAGAAGAACGUUGGCGUUACCAAAGAACUUUAAACUAUUGCUCCUGAGUAUGGCUGUUUCCGAUGUUGGUGUUAGUUUACUUGUUCAACCUCUGUACGUGGCAAUAACCGUUAUGUUUAAAGAAAAAAGCCCUGAUCAAUCAAUCAAUCAAUCAACAACUUAUUUAACCACGUUAACGUCUACGAACACAAGUGCUCGUUCAAAAUACGAACUUGAUACUUAUCUUGUCAUAUUAAAAGGUGCCUACUUCUUCGCAACAAAUUUUAUUUGUGCUGCUUCGUUAAUUGGAGUCACAGCUCUAGCUGCUGAUAGAUUCUUGGCAAUUCAUCUUCAUCUAAGAUACCACGAAUUUGUGACUUAUAACCGUGUUGUUUUUGUAGUGAUCUUGAUUUGGAUGUCCAGCGCAGUUAUAGGACUUCUUUUUUUAUGGGACCUUUCGGUAGGCUUCGCCUCUGUCCCUGUUACUACGAUUGUUUGUCUUGUCGUUAUUACCCUAUUUUAUCUUAAGAUAUACUUGGCAGUAAAAUACCACACAGAACAAAUUGCCGCCAUGCAAGCAUUCGAUGGAGGAGAGAUUAAUAAAGAAAAGCAGCGGAACGCCGAGAAACAGAAAAAAGCUGCGAUUACGAUUUUCUGUGUAUAUCUUGUGCUUGUGGUCUGCUAUUUACCGAAUUUAAUUCUUACUUGUAUAAGGCUUGCAGACGAAAAAUUUACUACCGCAAAGUCUUUACUGUUUUUCAAUGAUUUGUUAAUUUUUCUGAAUUCAUCCUUAAAUCCUCUGAUCUACUGCUGGAAGAUGAAACACAUUCAACAUGCCGUUAGAAAUAUACUUGUAAAUAUCUUCUCAUGUCUCAGCUGA